Closterium sp. Naga37s-1 is the source of this 1734-nucleotide messenger RNA. The record is from the annotation of a GenBank genome assembly. Lineage: Eukaryota; Viridiplantae; Streptophyta; Zygnematophyceae; Desmidiales; Closteriaceae.
AUGGCGACGUCAGCGGUGGGGUUCAAGCCUCGCGAGGACCACAAGAAGGCCAAAGAGCUGGAGGAGGCGCGCAAGGCGGGGCUGGUGCCGGCGGAGGUGGAUGAGAACGGCAAGGAGAUCAACCCGCACAUCCCGCAGUACAUGUCGUCCGCGCCGUGGUACCUCAACGCCGACCGACCCAGCUUGAAGCACCAGCGCAACUGGAAGGCGGAGGGCGGAGGGCAGAGCAAGAACUGGUACGACCGCGGAGCCAAGGUGUUCCAAGCCACCAAGUACCGCAAAGGCGCGUGCACCAAUUGCGGCGCCAUGACGCACGACCACAAGUCGUGCACGGAGCGGCCGCGCAAGCUGGGCGCCAAGUUCACAUCUCAAUUCAUAGCGGUGGACGAGAAGGUGGAGUCGUUCCACCUCGACUUCGACGGCAAGCGCGACCGCUGGAACGGCUUUGACCCCUCCACGUACGCGCGCGUCGUCGCCGCGCAUGGCGUGCGCGAAGAGGCGCGGCGGAGGUUCCGCAAGGAGCAGCAGCUGCGGAGGCUGAGCAGCGCGGGGGGAGCGGCGGGGGGAGCAGGGGAAGCGGGGGAUUGGGGGGAGGGGGGAGAGGGAGAAGGGAAGGGAGGGGGGGAGGAGGAGAGGGAUGAGGCGAGGGUGGACGAGAGUGAGCAGCGGGAUUUCGCGAAGGUGGAGAAGCGCGUGAGAACGACGGGAGGCGGCAGCACCGGGACGGUUCGCAACCUGCGGAUCCGCGAAGAUACGGCGAAAUACCUCCUUAAUCUGGAUGUCAAUUCCGCUUACUACGACCCUAAGACGAGGUCGAUGCGCGAGGACCCGAACCCUGGAGGCGACGCGGACGAGAAGUUUUAUAAAGGGGAUAAUUUCAAUAGGAUCAGCGGGCAGGCGGUGGAGUUUCGCCAGCUCGCGCUGCACGCGGCUCGCGCGAAUGAAGCGGCGCGCGACGCGCGUGGGGAGGUGCACGUGCAAGGCGCGCCGAGCCAGGCGGAGCUGCUGCACCGCGAAUUCAAGGCGCGCAAGGAGCGGCUGCUGGCUGCGAAGCGCGAGGCGAUGCGGGAGAAAUACGGCAACGCGGCGGCGGAUCCCGAGGCGGACGGCGUGACGGGCGCGCUGCUGCUGGGGCAGACGGAAACGGCCGUGGAGUACGAUCACAGCGGGCGAGCGGUGAAGGGGCAGGAGAAGCUGGUGGUGGCGCGAAGCAGGUACGAGGAGGAUGUGUAUGUCAACAACCACACGUCUGUGUGGGGAUCGUUCUGGAAGGAUGGGCAGUGGGGCUACGCCUCCUGCCAUCAGAUGCUGCGCCUGAGCUAUUGCACAGGCUCGGCAGGCAUCCAAGCUGCAGAGGCUGCUGCGGAGGCCACCAAAGCUGCUGCUUUGGCAGGCGCUCUGCAUGAUGGUAGGAGGGGGGUCGAGGGUGGAAAAGAAGGCGGUGAGGGUGGGCGUGAUGGAAGCAGUGGAAAAGCAGCAGCUGCAGGGGCCGGGGUGGCUUUGCCGUGGGGAAGUGCGGAAGGGGAGAACGUGGAUCCAUCGACACUGGACCCGGAGAAGCUGAAGCAGGCGGCUAAGAAGAUGGAGUUGGGUGCGAUGGAGGAGAAGGAUGAGAGGAAGAGAAAGUACAAUGUGUGGCAUGAUGACGAGGUCACAGCUGAGGAUAUGGAGGUGUAUCGGCUUAAGAGAGUGCACAAUGAUGAUCCUAUGCAAGAUUAUGCUGACAAGGAGUGA